AUGAAACCACCAGUCUUCAAAGGAGGCAUAGAACCAAUGAAAGCUGAAGCAUGGGUGUUGGGAAUCGAGAAACUAUUCGAAGUUUUUCCUUGUACAGAACCUCAAAAAGUGCAAUUGGCUGCUUUCACUCAUGAGGAUGAGGCGCGGAGAUUGUGGAUGGUCACAAGGACCAUACACCUAGGAUUAACAUGGGAUAGAUUUCUAGAAUUGUUCUACGACAAAUAUUUUCCCCAAAGCAUGCGAGAUAAGAAGGUGACUGAAUUUGAAACUCUCAGACAAGGAAACAAGACUGUUGCUGAAUAUGAAACCCAAUUUGCAGAACUAGCUCGAUUUGCGCCUCAUAUGGUGGAUACGGAUUAUAAGAAGGCACGAAAAUUUGAAGGGGGCUUACGGGGUGCUAUCCUAGACCGGGUCAAUAUGUUAAAGCUACCUACUUAUGUCGAUGUGCUAGAAAGGGCCGUCAUAGCAGAAGGGAAUCUUGCUGCUCAGAAUCGGAUUUCCGAGUGGAAAGGGAAGAGGCAGAAUAAUCAAUGGUCAAAAGGAUCAAUUACCCCACCAAACAAGAGGCAGAAUUCAGGGAACUUCAGCAUUACCACCCCUACCCACAACUCCACUCCGGUGUGCCCAAAUUGUGGAAGGCAACAUCGAGGGACUUGCCACUGGAAGACUGGGGCUUGUUUUAAAUGUGGCAAAACGGGUCAUCUGGUAAGGGAUUGCCCGCAAUGGAGUCAACAAAAGGGCAAUACGACUGUUACAAGUUCCGCGGGGUCUACACCAACCCCCAACGCGAAGGCAGCUGCUAAACCUAUGAAUAAUAAAGAUAUUGCAAGGAAAGCCUGUGAACUUCAACUUGGGGAUAUUCGGGUGUAUGCUAACCUGUUACCUCUCGACAUGACCUCUUUUGAUGUUAUUCUGGGAAUGGAUUGGCUGAGUGAUUAUGGUGCAACUAUAAACGGCUUGACUAAGAAAAUCAAUUUUCGUCCUCCGGGGCAACUAGAGGCUAUUGUUCAGGGACAGGAAGAACAAGUGAUGAAUAGGGGUAUUGAUGUGAUUCCAGUGGUCCGUGAAUUUUCGGAUGUUUUUCCCGAAGAAUUGCCAGGGCAGUUGAUAGACCGCGAAAUUGAGUUUAUAAUUGAAGUAGCGCCAGGAACCCAACCCAUCUCUAAGACGCCGUAUAGGAUGUCCCCAGCUGAAAUGAAAGAGUUAAAGAUUUAA
Messenger RNA from Camellia sinensis, 1215 nucleotides. The record is from RefSeq and is a predicted model, not a curated record. Lineage: Eukaryota; Viridiplantae; Streptophyta; Magnoliopsida; Ericales; Theaceae.